AUGUGGAGAAAGAAGCGGGCACUUGGGGAAUCCGUGGCUUGUCUCGUGUUUCUCGUGACGCUCGUCGAUGCUUAUCGAUGUAAGUGGGGUUUUUGCGCUUUACACUUUGAGCUCUACGCAUUGAAGUAAUUAACGGAACAGCCCGCUGCAAACUAUUUGUUCAGUGUCCCAGAUUGAAAGCAGCUUUCAGCCUUGGUGUGAACGGAUUUCAGCAUUUUUAAAACAACAUUUUAACGUGAGGAGGGGGGCAGCAGACAGAGAACAGAGAGUGUCCGUGGGGGUCAGGACUUCUUUAUUCACCGUGAAACUGUGUUGGGUUAAUAUGAGCUGCUUGUUGCGACCACAAAGGGUCAUUUCUGGGAAAUAACUGUUUCGCAAUGACCUUUUUUCAGGCCAAUUCAUAGGAGAGUAAUUGUCCACUUUGUCCAUGCAGGCAGCAGCUACAGCAGCCAUCUGUCAUGAGGAGGACUGAAUUCCUGCUGGGAUCAGUCAUGUGUUAUUAUAAUGUUGCUGCAUGUGCCUGUUUAUAUUAAAUACAUAUGUGCAACCCACACGCACAUAUAGUAAAUGUGCUUAUUGAGCUGCAAACAUGCAAACAAUGGGAAUCAUUUACAGAGGAAAGUAGCUUUACACAAAUGCAUUUGGAUGAGUGUCUUAAUUUUUCUGACUAUUUCUGUCUAGUUCUGAGCCAGAGCAAAGCCUCCCAGUUCCUGAGCAGGCACAAGAGAGCCAACUCUCUGUUUGAGGAGAGCAAGAAGGGCAACCUGGAGAGGGAGUGCAUCGAGGAGCUGUGCAACAAGGAGGAGGCCAGGGAGAUCUUUGAGAACCAACCUGAGACGGUAAGUGAAGCAGAGACCCCCCCUCAUCUCAAAGGUCAGCACAGGUGGCCAUCUGGUACCUAUGGAGGGCAGGAUGAGGAGUUGGAAGUUACAAUUUAGAGAUGGCGAAGGCAACAGAAGCUGCCAGCUAAUGAUAGUUUGAUUUAUGAUCAAUUCAGCUGACUAUUUCAGCAAUUUUUUUUCUUUACAUGUCAGCAAAUAGCUUAACCGGCCUUUAUUUUUCCCAAGGGUCAAGUUGAUCUCAGCAAAGAUCCAGUAUUAUUCUCUCUUAUAUAUUCUAUUUCUUUUUUUUUCAACUUCUAUGAGGACUAAAUGAAAAUAUCAGUUUUUGUUAAAUUUAAGCAUUCAUACAAAAACCUAAAUUUAAAAGGUGGACUUUUAAGCUCAAAAUUGUCAUGAAAGUCAAAAAUUAUAUGAAACAUUUUUCCAUGUGGUGAUAAAAUCAAACUUGUGAUGUGGAUUUAUGAAGAUGUUGCAGUGAAGUUUCUGUUUUUAGCUCAGUUAUUUUUAGAUCAGCUGUCUGCAGUCCUUUGUUUCAUGCUUUCUCUUUGUUUUUGUCAAUCAACAAUUUAUUACCUGUUUAUUUUUUUCCAGGAGUACUUCUACCCCAAAUAUGUCGGUAAGUUUGCAAUUUUCUUCUUUGUUUUUAAUAUUUGCCACCGGAUCUAUUUCACUUACUCUCUUUUUUUUAUCUUGCAGUCAAAAUUAUUUAAACUUACAGACAUUGUGAAAUUCCAAACAGCAUAGAUUAUGCAUAACGCUAAAAAUAACCUUCUACCACAAAAUAUACAGAAUUUGUUUGGGGAUCAAGAGGGGGGUUAUCAAUUCAGAGGGCAGUAUAACCUCAAAUUUAAUAAAAUCCGCGCAAGCAGAAAACUAUUUUGCAUUUCAUUCUUUGGGGUGAGACUGUGGAAUAAUAUGGGUGAGAAGUUAAACCAAUGUCUAAACAUAAAACAAUUUAAAACACAAUAUAAAGAAUAUGUUUCCACGGGACACAGGGAUGUACAAUCAUAGUAACUGUUAUCAUUAUCAUCAUUGUUUUGUUGUUUUGUUAUUUUCACUGUGGUGAUUAUUUUUAUUGCUAUUAUUAUUAUUUUGAUGAUUAUUAUUAUAUAAUAUUAUGAUAUUUAAACCAUUAGUGCAGGGGAAGGGGUGGGACUAGAUAAGUCUCGACUUCUUCCCACUCCUUUUUGGAACAUGAAUAACUUUUUAUAAUUUGUUGUUGUAUUCUUUACCUUUUUAUUAUUAUUAUUUUUUUAUAUGUCCAAAAUAGACUUCAAUCAAUCAAUCAAUCAAUUAAAAAAAAAAAAAACAACACUUUGCAUUGCAGCAUGUUUAGGUUCGCACCGUGUCGGCAUACCCAGCCAGAACUCAGAUUCUGCAAUCCCAUCAGAUCUUCGCACCUGUGUGACAGGUGAGCAGCUCCUCAGUGAAAAACAAUCUGCAGAUUCAUGUCAUUUACUAACAAUAAAUAGAGGUUAGCAUCACCUGUACUAAGUGAUGUGCUAAGUGAAAAGUGUGUGUGUUUGUAUGUGUUUGUGCAGAGAUCAGUAAUCAGUGCACGCCAUUCCCAUGCUACAAGGAGGGCUCAGAGCGCUGCGUGGACGGUCAUGCCACUUUUACAUGUGUAUGCAAGCCUGGCUGGAAGGGGGACCGUUGUGAGGAUGGUGAGAUCUGACACAUCAAUUAGGAUUUAUGUGUAAUUUGAUAAGGCUAAACUGCUUCAAUUUUUGUCUUGUCUGAUCCAUUCUUUGGCAGAUAUUGACGAGUGUUCAGACCCUGAAUAUCCAGCCGGAUGCAACCAAAAAUGUAAAAACUACCCUGGCACUUUCCUCUGCAUGUGUGAGGAGGGAUACUUCAUCACUGACAAGACCAACUGCGUGGGUAAGACUCAGAUGAUGACAUUGUUACGGUCUUCAGAGUUUUUUAAUAUCAUCUGAAUUUGAUUCAUUUCAAUAACAUUAAGGACACACAAGUACAGAUAUGAAUAUGUACUGUUGGGGUGUGUGUAUGUGAACAAUGGCUUACUUAAGGGCACAGGUGUAGACAGUGUGUCCCCAGAAGAGGAACAUAUAGAGCUUCUACGCAGCUGGGAAAACAAAAGUUUCUAUUCAGUGUAUUAUUCUUUUGUUAUAACUUCCUUUAAAUCAUCCAUAUGGACGCAGGAACCCUACGCACUUCAAAACAAAAUCUCUGCCGACCAGCUGUUGUCCUCAGGGGCUGAACCAUUUGUGUUUUCUAAAGCUGACCUGAGGUGACCUUUUGUGAAACAGACUGUGAAAAGCUUACAGCACAGAAAAGCGGUCCAUCUUUUUUAAUGCUGCGUACAGACCACCAGUCACUGUUAUAUCACAGAGCGGAUCUGAGACCUGUAGUAUCUUGUGGGCAGUUUCCUCACUGUUUAUCUAUGCGUAUGUUGAAUACCCACGGAGUACAAAGUCUUGACAAACAUCAGAAUGAGCAAGUUAGUACAUUUGCUUGUGUUUUUUUGAUGUGUGCUUUGGUAGUGACAGGGCAUACAUCUUUUGAAAGAGAGCUAUGACUUCAUUUUUCCAAUAAUAGUUCAGGGAUUGACACAUAUCAUUUUUCAUCUCACAGGACAGUUAACCCAUUACCUCUUUUGACUGUUUUUCAGAUAUCAAUGAAUGCCUCUUGCACCCCAGUACCUGUAGAGAACCUGCCAAGUGUGUCAACACACCUGGCAUGUAUGAGUGCCGUUGCCCUUCGGGUUUCAAAUAUAACUUCACUUCCAAGACCUGCAUUGGUGAGACUUUUGAACAGUUUUACUGACAAAAUAACAUUACACACCUGUACACACCAAACUUCCAUUUUGUGCCAAUUUUUGGCAUUCUGUGUGGACAAAAGAGAACCUCUUAUCUCUUUGCUGAUCUUUUAGCUAAACAUGAGUUUGAAGUGUUUUUUUAACAGAUAAUGAUCCUGCUUUCUUUAAACAGUUAAAUGAAAUACAGGAGAAGGCAAUAAAGCUUACUGUAAAAAAAAAUAUCAAUGUAGUACCUGAUGGUUUUGUCAUUUCCUUCCCCUUUGCUGCAGAUGUAGACGAGUGCGAGUUUGAUGUGUGUGACGGGACAUGCCUCAACACAGUGGGCAGCUACGCGUGUCACUGCGAUGGUCGCGAUGGUCUUCGCUUAGGGGAGGAUCAACGAUAUUGCGAAAGAAUCCCCGUCUGUGUGGAGCUGUAUGACUACAAACACCCUGAGAUGCUUUACCUGGGCGAUCAGUUUGCUGGCCUUCCUGUCAUCUUCCUGCGCUUCCGUCUGCCAGAGAACACCAAGUGAGGAUUAAACACACACACACACACACACACACACACACACACACACACACACACACACACACACACACACACACACACACACACACACACACAAUUUGGUAAACAUACUGUAUUACUAAUAUUCAGUUGAGUGUUUUGAGGUAAACCCACCAUUUCGGGGUCAUUUUUGUCCUUAUUAGAUGGGAUAGCUGAGAGAGACAGGAAAUGUGGGGACAAGAAAGAAGGGUGAGACAUGUAGGGAGUGGUGGUGACCUGCACCCAAGGCAUCAACUGUUGUGAGGACAUGGGGAUGUUGGUCAAUAGCAUCUAAAAUUUCACUUUCUUCAUAUGAUCUGAUUUAAUAAUUAUCAUUGUGUCAUGCAUAUAAAAUGCCGAAAGCCUCAAAGACACCAAAACAAGAGAUCAAAGUACGCACUAUUUUGACAUAUCAAAAACAUUUGUACUGCAGUAAGCCAAAAGUGGCCUGAAAGUAAAUACUCAUUCUUGACCUUGGAAACAUUAGUUAGAUCAAAACAAACAAAGAAAAUACUCAACUGACGUUUUACUGAAGCUUCUUGAUAAACAUAAGUAUAUUUUUCAAUUCUUAUCUCUGACAAGUUUCAAACUGAUCAAAAUUUGUCUUCAUACCGAAGUAAAAUAAACAAAAUCCUUCUAAUGCUUGAAAGAAACCCUUCACAGUUUGAAAAACAGUCAAGUGAUUGUGAGUGAAUAGGAAUGGAUGAGAGAUUUAUCUGAUGUUUUUGGGUAAAACAUUGGAAUUUUUUCCAAAACCAAGAUAAAAGUGAGCAGUAUUGCUCUGACUGUUCCCUCAUUUGAAACUCAAUGGCUCUUUUGAAAUAAGUUCUUUAUUAUUAGAUUCUGAGAAUAAAAAAGAUCCCCAAACGUUGAUCCUAUUGACCACUCUGAGGUCUAGUGGUGCGGAUUUCUGUUUUAUCUAACUGAAACAUUUUAUAAAUGUAGCACCUUAACAUUAGACACUAUUUUAACAUCUCUCUCUGUUUCUGGCUCUUAGGUUUGCAGCAGAGUUCGACUUUCGUACAUUUGAUCCAGAGGGAGUUGUACUGUAUGCCGAGUCGUCCCAGGACUCCUGGUUCAUGCUGGGGCUGAGAGAAGGUCGCAUUGAAGUGCAGUUCAAAAACCAGCAUACCUUUAAAGUAACAAGUGGAGGAAAAGUCAUCAAUGACGGACAGUGGCACGUGGUAAGAAAGAAGUAGAGUCUUCUUAUUCCCAACUUUAUACCUAGCUUAUCAGAAUGAAUAGAAAUGCUUUAUGAUGCAGUUAUGUAUACCAUGCAGAUCUCUGUGGAUGAGCUGGAGAACAGCAUCAGUGUGAAGAUUAGUAAGGAAGCUGUGAUGAGCAUCAACAGCCCAGAGAGUCUUUUUACUUCCGUGAAUGGCAAACUGGAAACCAAGGUGUACAUCGCUGGUCUGCCAAACCGCACCGACAUCGUCAUCAAACCUGUAAGCACGCACACACGACUACUUUCAAAAAGCAUGAAACUCUGUUCUCGAUGGCCACCAAUGAAAUUACUUCAAUGAUAGUAGAACCAAUCAAUAGAGGUUAACAUUGGACCAGCUCCAAUCCUGUGAUUUGACUCCAUUCGUCCAAUAGAUCAACCCCCGCCUGGAUGGUUGCAUUCGCGGCUGGAACUUAAUGAACCAGGGGGCGUCCGGGGUAAAAGAGGUCAUCCAGGAGAAGAAGAGUAAACAUUGCUUUGUGUACGUGGAGCGAGGCUCUUACUUUUCUGGGGCAGGAUUGGCACGCUUCAACGUUGACUACAGUGAGUAAGUUAUACUUGAUGGAUUGUGUGGGAAAACAUGAGCUCUGCGUUUUAACCCCUCUUAGCUACACUGCAAAGCGCAGUUUUAAGCAUGGGUUAAAGACAGGGCUGUAAGCAGAUAUGCAUGUGUUUUAGGGUGGGAGGAAAGUGGUGCAUCUGGAGGAAACACAUGGACAAAAGGAACAUGAAAUUCCAAAAAGUAAGGCCCCAUUUGGCCAUGGUUGAUUUCAAACCAGACCAGACUAAAUAAAGAGCAGCACACGUGCAAAAUAAAGGGAAUACAGUUUCUAAAGAUGGGAUUUUGAAGAGAAAAAGAUAUUUGCAGAUGAGCUACAGGGAAGGUCACCUCAUGUUCAAACUUUGGGACUGCCACCCUGACAGACAAAAUGUGUUUGUGCUUUGUGUGUGGACUUUGUGUAACCAGGUGAUUCUGGGAGCUGGAAUGUGGAUGUAAAGAUGAACAUACGCCCGUCCAGUAGCACAGGCGUUCUCUUUGCUCUGGUCCAAAACAACACAGUGCCGCUGUCAGUAGCUGUCAUAACACAGGGAGAAGAAGAUGCUGUAAGUUCCUUCAACCUUAUGUAGGAAAUAAGCUCAUCUCUAUAACCUUCCCCAUGCUAAAUCACAAACAUACAUGAUUCAUAUAUGUGAUAUUUCUGCUGCAGAACCUUCAAGUGUUUCUGGAUGGCGUCUCUGUGGCCACGUUGGACUCGCUCAUGCUAUGUUACCCUGACCGGCUCAUGGUGCAGCUCAAUGUGACGCCCACAGAAAUCCAGAUCUCAGCCAACUCGUCUACAGUCACCUACAUUAAAUCUGAGGCCCUGCAGAAGGCACUGGAGCGCCUCAACAACACCAUGCAGAACCCUGUCAGAACAUAUAUAGGAGGGAUACCAGGUUAGUCACAGCAGCUAACUGCAAGCACGGUUUAUCUCGUGUUGCACUCUGUCUAUAUUCCUUAAAAAGAGAAGAGUUAAAGCCAACUUAAACAGAAUAUCAUCACUACUGUUGUGUCAUAGAAAACAGGGCCCAGACUGGAGUCCAAUUGGGGCUGUUACGUCAAGGUUUAACCUUUUGUUCAUGGCGCACAGGUUCUAUCAACUUAGCUAAGCCUGUAACUGUACAAUUCAAAUUUUUGACCAGAUGAUGGUGCUAUACGAAAAGUUAAGGAAACAAAAGCAAGAUGCCACCUCAUUGUAUCUCAAAACUUGAGGGCGAUUCAUUCAAAAAUCGCAGUUUUCUUCACUCAGAUUGCUGUUGGAAAUGUCUUGCUGGAGCUCAAGAAAAGUCAGGGGCUUGCUUGAGUCAAAAGAAGACGUAUUUGGAAAACCAUGGCUGUUCGCACUGACAUUAUGCCAAGACUUCUAAAAGAUGUCUGUAAUUUUUAAUCUGAACCAAAGCAGCUUAGUAACCAACCAACGUUGACGUCAUGCACUUUUGUCAGGUAGAAACCUUGAGCAGAACCAAAAAUAUGUCAGACAGCAAACAUCCAACAAUGUUUAAACUAGAAACAGGAUAGAAGGGCAUGCGGAAAGAGACGGAUGGAUGGAGAAAAACAACAUCAGCAUCUCAUACAGAGUUAUGGUUACAGUGCCAAUAAUAAUAAGAGAGAUAUGAGUACUUUUUACAGGAACAGAGUUUUAAUGAUAAUGACUGAUCUUCAUUUAAUUCCAUUUAUGGGAGUUAAAUCUAACAGGUCUACAAGCAGCAUAUGUAGGGAUGAGAUUGAAGUCGAUAAUGGAGGUAGGAAUGAUAUUAGUUCAAGCAGUUGGAGCCAUGUUAGCUAAAAAUAAAUAUUGCUGUAACCCUGAUAAUAAUAGUGAGGCUGAUUGUAAUAGUUUUGCAGCUUGAUUCUGAUGGGCGUCUGCAGCCAUGAUCCAGAACCGCCAAACUUUGCUUUUGUAUUUCACAUUUUAUUUCGCCCCACUCUUCCGCAGAAAAUGCAGAUCAAGUAACCAUUAUCUCUCACUUUUGCUCUCUUUUUAGAUAAUGUCCCAUUACCUUCCACUCCCGUGUCAGCUUUUUACCACGGCUGCAUGGACAUCACUAUCAGCGGACAGCAGCUGGACUUUGACGAGGCUCUCAGCAAACAUAACAGCAUCAAGUCCCAUUCCUGCCCUCCUGUCUCUGCUCCUGAAAGUCAGCCUGAUGCGUCACACUAG
Xyrichtys novacula (pearly razorfish) is the source of this 8073-nucleotide messenger RNA. The record is from the annotation of a GenBank genome assembly. NCBI's taxonomy places the organism in Eukaryota, Metazoa, Chordata, Actinopteri, Labriformes, Labridae.